Cyphomyrmex costatus is the source of this 1513-nucleotide messenger RNA. RefSeq names its product elongation factor 1-gamma (gene eEF1gamma). Gene Ontology annotation, biological process: translational elongation. Gene Ontology annotation, molecular function: translation elongation factor activity. The coding region runs from base 74 to 1381 and encodes 435 amino acids. Gene Ontology annotation, cellular component: nucleus; cytoplasm. The record is from RefSeq and is a predicted model, not a curated record. Lineage: Eukaryota; Metazoa; Arthropoda; Insecta; Hymenoptera; Formicidae. The transcript is spliced from 8 exons.
GCGCAAAUGCGCGUUUGUUCAAGUAGGGCGAUCUUUACCGGUCUACUACUUCCUCUUCUCGUGACUUGAUACAAUGGCGUCCGGAAUUCUUUACACGUAUCCGGAAAAUUUCCGAGCCUACAAGGCCUUGGUAGCAGCUCAAUUCUCUGGCACCCAGAUUAAAAUUGCCGAUGACUUCGUUUUUGGCGAGACUAACAAGAGCGAAGCGUUUCUGAAGAAGUUUCCAUUGGGAAAGGUCCCAGCAUUUGAAACCCGCGAUGGAAAAUAUAUUACAGAAAGCAAUGCAAUUGCUUAUUAUGUGGCUAAUGAUCAAUUGAGAGGAAAAACUGAGAUUGAACGUGCAUUGGUUAUUCAAUGGCUAGGAUUCGCUGAUUCUGAAAUUCUUCCUGCCAGCUGUGCUUGGGUGUUUCCUUUACUUGGAAUAAUGCCAUAUCAUAAACAGACUGUGGAGCAUGCUAAAGAAGAUAUAUUUAAAGUGUUAACUGCUUUGAACUCUCAUUUGCUUACACGAACUUACUUAGUGGGAGAACGAUUGACUUUGGCGGAUAUCUGUGUAGCUAUGACAUUGCUACACUUGUAUCAAUAUAUUCUUGAGCCAGAACUACGUAAACCUUACCAGAAUGUAAAUCGUUGGUUCCAAACGGUCAUUUAUCAACCUGAAUCCAUUGCUGUAAUUGGUGCCUUUAAAUUGGCGGAUAAAACUAUUGAGUAUGAUCCUAAGAAAUUUGCAGAAACUCUAGGAAAGAGUUCAAAAAAAGAAAAGAAAGAGAAAGAGUCUAAAAAGGAAACUAAAGAAACUAAGGAGUCUAAGAAAGAAAGUAAAGUUGUAACAGAUAAGAUUACAGCAGUAGAAGAUGAAGCUGACGCAACGGAGGAGGCUUUAGCUGCCGAGCCAAAAAAGAAGAAUCCCUUUGCUUCGAUGCCUAAAAGCUCAUUCGACCUUGAAGAUUUCAAACGAUUUUACUCCAAUGAAGAUGAAUCUAAAUCGAUUCCUUAUUUCUGGCAAAAGUUUGAUCCAGAAAAUUAUAGUAUUUGGCUUAGCGAAUAUAAGUACAAUAAUGAAUUAACGAAGGUUUUCAUGUCCUGCAAUUUAAUCAGUGGUAUGUACCAACGAUUAGAUUCAUUGAGAAAAGGUGCAUUUGCUAGUUGCUGUAUAUUCGGAGAAGAUAAUGAUAAUACGAUCAGUGGCAUUUGGGUCUGGCGAGGACAAGAUCUUGUUUUCGCACUGAGUCCAGAUUGGCAAGUGGAUUUCGAAUCUUAUAGUUGGACAAAACUUGAUGCAUCUAAAGAAGAAACAAAGACAUUGGUCGAGCAAUAUUUUAGUUGGGUUGGCACAGACAAAGAGGGACGCAAAUUCAAUCAAGGAAAAGUUUUCAAGUAAAAUCUUGCAUCAAAUAAGGAGACAAAAUAAAGACAGAAAAAUCUAUUCGAAUAAAAUAAAUUUAAAGAAAUGAUAAAAUAUCAGAAAAAAUUUACAUACGCCCUUUAAAAACCCUGUAUUAAAGAUAAUCAC